CCCGCCCCUCACAGUCAUAAUUAGACGUUCGUUCCAAGACAGUCACGCUGCUACUCAUUCAACCCUGCAUCACACUCAAUCCUUUCCAGCGGUGCGCUCCAAAUCUUUCUACCUUUCGUCUGGAAAUCUGCGUAUCUGUGAGAAACUGCGGGCUGGUGUUAAUUCACACAUAGCAUAGAAUCUUAGACGUCUGCUGAACAGUAUUUUAGUAGGGCAAGAAAUCUCAUCAUUCAAUGGCUCCCUGCGUAGUGCUACUUUUUUCUCUGUUCGGAGUUAUCAGUGGGCAAGCAGUGACAGGUGGAGAGCAGAUCUCCAUCGAGGACUGCUGCAAAGAUGGUCGAAAUCGUGGCAUCGACAAUGAGGACUGCACAGCCCUGCCUCUCAUUUCAGAGUCCACUACCUGCAGGAUAGUGCAGGAGCAGUGCUGUGCAGCCGUUCUGGAAGAUACCAUCUGCACCAACGGCAUCAACAUGGCCAAGGACCAGGGUGCCUGCGAGACGCUGUACUCUGGGUCCACCUGUGAGACCAAGACUGCUAAGAUGUGCUGUGACUGCUGUCUGCUGGGCCGGGCAGCCCAGGAGCAGGGUUUACCCUGCGACCACAGCCUGUCCCUGGGCUACCAGUGUGGUCUGGUGUCCCGGGCCUGCUGCACGGACGGAGCGCCGGACACCAAGCCCACCCACGCUUCUGAUAAGGACAAUGAAACGAGCACCAAUGGAGACGAGACAUUGCUGAACGACCAGUGUAAAGAAUCAGGGAGGUGUAAUCAGCAGUGUGUGGGUAAUGGCAUCUGCACCUGUUUCAAAGGCUACAAACUCAAACCUGACGAGAAGACCUGUGAAGACAUCAACGAGUGUCUGCUGGGGUCUCAUAACUGCCGCGGGGGCGAGCGCUGCAUCAACACGGAGGGCACCUUCCGCUGCCAGCGAGAGGUCAGCUGUGGAACAGGAUAUGAGCUCACGGACAACAACAGCUGCAAAGAUAUUGAUGAGUGUGAGACCGGGACACACAACUGCGCUCCCCAGUUUGAGUGCCAGAACACGCAGGGCUCGUUCCGCUGCAAGCCCCGCCUCCAGUGUGGACUGGGCUACAUCCAGGACGCCCUCGGCAGUUGCAUUGACAUCAACGAGUGUCUGAGUCAGACCGGUCCGUGUCUCUCCGGGCAGACGUGCAUAAACACAGUGGGCUCCUACACCUGCCAGCGCAACUCUGUCAACUGUGGCCGGGGCUACCACCUCAACGAGGAGGGCAACCGCUGUGUCGACAUCGAUGAGUGUCAGGGUCCGGACGGGGCCUGUUCAGGCCAUGGCUGCAUCAACCUGGUGGGCUCGUUCCGCUGUGAGUGCAAGGCAGGCUACAUCUUCAACAGCAUCAGCCGCGUCUGCGAAGAUAUCAACGAGUGCAGGCACUACCCUGGACGCCUCUGUGCCCACAAAUGUGAGAACGUCCUGGGGUCCUACAAGUGCAGCUGCACCACAGGCUUCAAACUGACCAGCGACGGCAGGAACUGUGAUGAUGUGAACGAGUGUGAGAGCAAUCCCUGCAGCCAGGAGUGUGCCAACGUCUACGGAACCUACCAGUGUUACUGUCGCCGCGGCUACCAGCUCAGCGACACCGACGGCGUCACCUGUGAAGAUAUCGACGAGUGCGCGCUGCCCACCGGAGGUCACAUCUGCUCCUACCGCUGCCACAACACUGCCGGAAGCUUCCACUGCACCUGCCCCGCGGCCGGCUACACCCUGGCCCCCAACGGCCGCAACUGCCAGGACGUGGAUGAGUGUGUGACGGGCACACACACCUGCUCCGAGACGGAGAGCUGCUUCAACGUGCAGGGGGGCUUCCGCUGCCUGGCCUUCGAGUGUCCGCCCAAAUACCGCCGCUCUGGGGAGACCAGGGCGAGGGUGGAGCGUUCUGACACCGUGCGCUGUGUGAAGUCCUGCCCGGCCAACGACAUCAGCUGCGUCCUGGACCCGGUGCAGUCAGUCUCCCACACUGUCAUCUCCAUGCCGACCUUCAGGGAGUUCACCAAGCCGGAAGAGAUCGUGUUCCUGAGGACCAUGUCGCCGGCACACGGCUCCUCUCAGCUGGGAAGCAAUGACAUCGUCUUUGACAUCCUGGAGGGCAACGUCCAGAACUCCUUCGACAUCCUCAAGCGCUCCGAGCACGGCAUGAUCGUGGGGGUGGUCCGGCAGGUGAAACCGCUGAUCGGCCCCAUGGACCUGGCGUUGAAGCUGACCAUGAACUACGUCAACGCGGGGGUGGUGUCCCACAGGAACAUGGUCAUCGUCCACAUCUUCGUGUCAGAGUUCUGGUUCUGAGCGGAGGUUGGCUGCUCGCUUCAGCCGCGGUGUUCCCUGUCUGAAGAUGUCCACUCUCUGCGUCUCCAGUAUUCUCUGUGUCAGCGCGGCUUUAACCUCCGGGAUCACCUCAGACAGAGGAUGCCAUGAAGGAUGCCCAAGUGGCAAAGUUCAAGUAAAUGACACACACACAGACACACACACACACACAUACACAAAAACACACCAUUUAUGGAGGUUGUAAAGAAGAGAGACAAGACACAGGAGCAUGAUCCCUCAAACACAACUGUUCUUCACCUAUGCUUAAUCGGAUGAAAACAAACCACUAGCUGCUUGGAAACCUUGUUUAUGGAAACAAAGCACUUAUCUCUGAGGUUAAGUCUUCUACUGCAUCUGGCUACCAGAGCUACAUAAGAAGACACCUUAUAUACUGUGCUGUCAUGUUCAAGAUUAAAUAUCCAAGAUGUAAUGUGAAUAGAAAUUGCAUGUAUUAAGUUGGAGUGAUAAAAUAGUUGAAUGUAAUACUCUUAUCCAUAUACAGGUUUGUCUUUCAUUUUAUUCUAACUGUAUGCUUUGCAUAUAGAGCUAUUAUAAUAAACAGUCUUAUUUUUAAAA
This is a messenger RNA of Osmerus eperlanus (European smelt), 2912 nucleotides long. RefSeq names its product fibulin 1 (gene fbln1). NCBI's taxonomy places the organism in Eukaryota, Metazoa, Chordata, Actinopteri, Osmeriformes, Osmeridae. The transcript is spliced from 17 exons. Gene Ontology annotation, cellular component: extracellular region. The record is from RefSeq and is a predicted model, not a curated record. Bases 234 to 2318 code for a protein of 694 amino acids. Gene Ontology annotation, biological process: extracellular matrix organization. Gene Ontology annotation, molecular function: peptidase activator activity; calcium ion binding.